GAAUAAUUUUGGUCUUUCUCCGAUCGUCCUCAAACUUGGUGGAGUUUUCGAUUCCAUGUUGUGUUUUGAUUUUCAUUUCCUCCUCUCAGUUAAAUUCCAACUUCAUCGUUUUUCAUACUCACAAAACUGACUUGAUUCCUACGCAUCAUCCAAAACCCGUUCCCCAGACUUGAGCUUAAUACCCUCAAUUUCAAUCUGAUCCCAGUUUGGGAAUUUCCGUUUUCACCGUCAAAGUUUCAAUCUUUAAAGGUAAAGUUUGUUGGGGAAGGUUAGGUUCCGAUGGACACGAAUAAUUGGAGGCCUCCUCAAGGUGGACAUACAAAUGGUGCUGAUUGGCAAGAGGAGGUCUAUCAAAAGAUCAAAGUCAUGAAGGAGAUGUACUACUCCGAACUAAGUGAAAUGUACCCAAAACUUGCUACUAAAAUUCAUCAGUACGAGUCCCUUCCACAACAGCCAAUGUCAGAUCGGCUUGAGAAGCUGAAGAUGUUUAAGACCUUGCUGGAGCACCUGAUUGCUGUCUUACAAAUUUCCAAAACUAACAUAUCACCUGGUUUGAAGGAGAAGUUGGAUUUAUAUGAGAAGCAGAUGAUAAAUUUUAUUAAUGUAAAUAGACCCAGGAUUACUCAAGUGCAAUCUCAUGAAAAUCAGAUGAUCCUACAAUUGCAAUCCCUGAACUUGCAAGGUUCCGUGCCAACAAUGCAGCAGAACAAUAUGACGGGCUUGCAGCAAAAUUAUAUGUCUUCUUUAUCUGGGGUUUCAACAGCACAGCAAAACAUGAUGAAUCGAUUGCAGCCAAGUUCCAAUAUUUAUCCAGGACAAGGAACCGCACUGAACUCACUGCAGCAGGUUCCUGUGGGCUCUGUCCAACAAGCUUCUGUCAGUGCUCCCCAACAAGUUAACAUGAAUGCCUUACCAUCUCAGAAUGGGAUUAACAUGUGAACCUCGAGCAAAUGUGUCAACAGCUACAGAUGCAGAAACCGGAGAUGCUUCAAGAAAAGCAACAGCAGCAACUACAGCAACAAGCAAAGCAGCGGCUGCAUCUUAUUUAUUUCAUCUAUCUCAUCUUUCUUGUUAUCCUCUACAUUGCUGCUGUUUUCGGGAAAGGCUGUUGGAUUUAAUCAGGCUUUGUUCUCCCCUACCUACUAUCUGCUCUUUGUAAUUCUGUAGCUCUAAGCUUGUUGUGAUAUGAUAUUUCUCUGCGAUUACUUCUUUUA
Rosa rugosa (rugosa rose) is the source of this 1214-nucleotide messenger RNA. Its product is annotated as mediator of RNA polymerase II transcription subunit 15a-like. The record is from RefSeq and is a predicted model, not a curated record. Gene Ontology annotation, molecular function: chromatin DNA binding; transcription coactivator activity. The transcript is spliced from 4 exons. Lineage: Eukaryota; Viridiplantae; Streptophyta; Magnoliopsida; Rosales; Rosaceae. The coding region runs from base 280 to 939 and encodes 219 amino acids.